CACUUGAUUAGGAAGUAGUAAUUGGUCAGACAUCAUGUCAGAGAAGGAUUAUCGAGCGACGUAUUUAACAAGUUUAGGAAUUCAAUCUCGGAAGACGGAAAUCCUGGACAUCCACGCGGACGAGAUUGACUUGGAUAAAAUAAAGCACUAUUUGUUAGUUACACCCUCAAAUAAACUCAACAACAGAGCCCAGAUAUGGCAGUUUCUCCUUCGCAUCACACCACGAUACAAGACAGUGCGUCUCCACACACAGGAGCAGUUAGACGAGCAGUGGUCGGUGAUAGAGAACGCUGCGCGGCUCAUUCUCUCUGUCUCAUCUGAUCACGACACUACUCACUACUUGUACGCUCUACACCUCAUACAUACUGGGCAACUGUCGUUGAUGAACGACAAACACGACAUAACUUGUGGAAACCAAGUUCUCGACAAAUGUAGCGUCCUUCUCGUCAAGAACAUUAUACUCCUCUUAGAAUCGCUAAAACUCAAAGAACAAUACUUCAUCAUCCACGAAAUCCUCCUUCUUUUUUCCUCUAUCAACAAGUAUGAUGUUGUAGUCGAGAAAAUUGUUUCCAAAAUAUCACAAACUGAUUCCUCGCUCGCCAAAAAGUUUCACAGCACCGAAGUAAAACGUGUUUUAUGUAACUCAGUUCGGACUUGUUUUGUAAAAGCGCUGCCUUCGUGCUGUUUUGGGCGGUUAAUGGACACUUUAAUAGCCAAACGAGAUGCUUCCUGUCUUGUCAGUGUCGGGGUAGAGAUUGUGAUGAAGAAUGCAGUUAUAAAUCGUAAUUCCGCUCCUGCUGAUCUGGCUGAGGAGAUCAAGUCGACUAUUUUAGUUACUCAGCCCCAUCAAUCUUGUAGAAGGACUUUUGACAAAACCGUUCCAAAUAGUAAGGCCGAAAAUUAAUCGUUUUAAACAAUUACUGAGCAAAAUUUCUCCCAGGUCCUACUACGAUUUCCAAUCUUGUCUUAGGAACUUUGUUUAUAAAUCGUAUAAUUGACGGUAUUUUUAAAAUUUGAUGUUUUUUAUUUAAUUUAUCAAUGAUUUUGGACUGAGACUUGUUACCAAAUUUGAGUUAAAUGAUUGAAGAAUUUGGGAUUUUAAGUCUUUAUUCAAUUUAGUGCUUUUAAUAAUUUUAUAUAUUCUGACAAAAAUAUCACGAAUGUGUAAAUUUUUUAUGUUGAUUUUAAAUUUGAUGCAUCCUACCCUCGUCAAUACUCCUCACUCAAUACUCCUCACUCAAUAUAUCAAUCAGAAAAUGCUUAAAAUCAUUCUGGACAAAGCUUGUGAAAGGAAAUGAGCUAUUUUUUC
This is a messenger RNA of Bolinopsis microptera, 1309 nucleotides long. RefSeq lists its product as uncharacterized. The coding region runs from base 35 to 904 and encodes 289 amino acids. The record is from RefSeq and is a predicted model, not a curated record. NCBI's taxonomy places the organism in Eukaryota, Metazoa, Ctenophora, Tentaculata, Lobata, Bolinopsidae. The transcript is spliced from 4 exons. Gene Ontology annotation, molecular function: GTPase activator activity. Gene Ontology annotation, biological process: negative regulation of TOR signaling; activation of GTPase activity.